AUGCGGUCGGAAUUUCAGAAUGUCGGUUUUAUUGGCCUCGGAGCCAUGGGGAAGUUCAUGGCUGAGCAGCUGGCAAUGAAAUUGCCUGAAAGCGCUCGAAUUUAUGUUUACGAUGUGAUAAACAGCGCCAUCAUUGAUCUAACUACAAAGUUCCCCGGCCGCGUCAUCGGAGCGAUAUCACCAAAAGACGUGGCGCAGACUUCGGAGAUUAUCAUUUCCAUGGUACCAGAGGGUGCUCAUAUUAGAUCGGUGUAUCUCGACGAAAAAUUGGGAAUAUGCUCUAUCGAUCUUCAGCGCCGGAUUUUGAUCGAUUGCUCAACGAUUGACAUAAGCACCAGCCUUGCGGUGAAACAACAUAUUGCGAAGUAUCAUCCUGAAGCAUCGUUUUUUGAUGCGCCUGUCAGUGGCGGUACACUGGGUGCCCAGAAAGGCACAAUUGCCUUCUUCCUUGGAUGUAAACAUGAUGAACCACUCAUGAAGCCGAUAUCAAAGCUCCUGGCUUUGAUGGGCAAUAAUAUUAUACCAUGUGGAGGGCCAGCUACGGGUCUGGGUGCUAAGCUAUGCAAUAAUUACCUUUCGGGGUUAAUUGCCAUCGCAAGCUCUGAGGCACUGAACAUUGGCAUAAGGGCUGGUCUAGACCCAAGAGUCUUGUCCAGUGUGUUUGCCGCAGGUACUGCGCAGAAUGCCAUUUGUGAUCGGUUCAAUCCAUGCCCGGGUGUUGUGCCCGAAGCGCCGUCAAGCAAAGGAUAUGAUGGUGGAUUCAAAGUUCAACUGAUGAAAAAAGACUUCUCUUUAGCAGUCGAUUUAGCCCAAAGUGUGGGAGCUACAUUGGCUCUGGGGGCCAAAGGCUUGGAGACCUAUGAUGCUGCUGCGGAUGAUCCUCGGUGCCGCAACCUGGAUUCACGAGUCGUGUUUCGGUAUCUUGGUGGCCAGGAGGAUUGGGCAGAGAGAAGUCACAUUUGA
This is a messenger RNA of Aspergillus caelatus, 963 nucleotides long. RefSeq names its product putative 3-hydroxyisobutyrate dehydrogenase. Gene Ontology annotation, biological process: L-valine catabolic process. The coding region runs from base 1 to 963 and encodes 320 amino acids. Gene Ontology annotation, molecular function: NADP binding; NAD binding; 3-hydroxyisobutyrate dehydrogenase activity. The record is from RefSeq and is a predicted model, not a curated record. The transcript is spliced from 2 exons. NCBI's taxonomy places the organism in Eukaryota, Fungi, Ascomycota, Eurotiomycetes, Eurotiales, Aspergillaceae. Gene Ontology annotation, cellular component: mitochondrion.